AUGGCUGAAGGAACACAUUUGUCCCAAUUGCAAGAUGGAUUGCAGUCCUUCAUGAAAUCCACUGAACCGCAGCUCACCACCAUUGAAGUUGAAAUGCAAGCUAUGCGACGUCAAAUGGAGGCCAUGAUGCACCAGCUUUCUUCCUUAGCAAUAGAGAUGAAAGCUGCAAAUUCACAAAAAUCAUCAGGUUCAGGUAACAAUGGCAAUCCAAACACAAAUGAACAGAUGGUUUUACACACUGGAGAGAUCCAUCCAAGAGCUAUACGCUUGGAUUUUCCCACAUUUAAUGGAGGAGAUCCACAUGGUUGGUUGUAUAAGGUGAAUCAAUUUUUUUCCUUCCAUAAUACCUUACCUCAGCAUCAUUUGAGAUUGGCAUCUUUUCACAUGGAGGGCAAGGCCCUCGUAUGGUUUCAGGGCCUAGAUGAAUCAGGUCUCCUGACUUCAUGGGAGGAAAUGGUGAAAAUAAUGUUAAUCAGAUUUGGACCCUCUAGUUAUGAUGGUCCUAUGGAACAAUUAACUAGACUAAGACAAGUGGGGACAGUUGAAGAGUAUAAAGCUCACUUUGAAGCUUUAUCAAACAGGUUGAGGGGACUCUCAAAUCAGUACAAACUGAGUUGUUUUCUCAGUGGACUUAAGGAUGAAAUAAGGUUGAUUGUACGCAUGUUUAACCCAAACAACCUCAUAUUUGCCUAUGGCCUUGCCAAAAUCCAAGAAGAAAAUAUUUCCCUACAUAAGAAAUACACUCCCAGAAAUUUUAACCAUCACCACAUAGAACCAGCAUCUCUUAAAUUCCAACCCACCCAACCCAACCCUACAAACCAGAAAAAUUAUGGGACAUCAGUAGUACCUGUCCAGAAAAUUAGUCCCGCUGAGAUGAAAGAUAGGCGUACCAAAGGUCUUUGUUACCAUUGUGACUCAAAAUGGCACCCUAGCCAUAGAUGCCAAACCCCCAAACUCUAUCUAAUUGAAGAAGUGUUGGAUGAUGUGGGCUUGAAUGAAGUUGACCCAGGACCAAACACAGAUCAAGAAGAGUGCUCAGACGGGACUAACACUAGGAAAGAACAUGAAAUAUCAUUACAUGCUAUCAUAGGAACUAUCAAUCCUAGAACUAUGCAUGUCAUGGGGAGAGUGGGCAGCCAAGCAGUGACAAUUUUAAUUGACUCGGGAAGUACACAUAACUUUCUCGACUCAGCUUUAAUGUCUCAGCUACAUCUACCAGUUUCCACUCAUGAAAUAGUAAGAGUAAAAGUUGCUAAUGGUGAUCAGCUAGAAAGUGAUGGGAAGCAUAUGGGGGUCAAUGUUAAUAUUCAAGGGGUAUUCUUUCAAGUGGAUAUGUACCUGCUUGAGUUGGCAGGCUGUGACAUGGUUCUUGGAGUCCAAUGGCUACAGGGAUUGGGCUCCAUUCUUUGGAAUUUCCAAGAAUUAACCAUGCAAUUCACUUACAAUGCUAAAAUUGUUGUUCUAAAGGGGUUGUCUGCUACCAGUUGGCUGGAGGAAGGACCUAUUGACAGGUCAAACAGCUCUGAAACUAAGGGUCUUUUAUUACAAUUGAUUGAAACCUCACCCGAUACACAAGCCCAAACCAUACCUAUUCCUAUACAUGAACACCUAGACACUUAUACCGACAUCUUUGCCACCCCAAAAGGCCUACCUCCUAUACGCACCCAUGACCACACUAUUAACCUUCAGCCCGGCACAAAACCAAUUUCAGUAAGACCCUAUUGCUAA
Molecule: messenger RNA, 1728 nt
Organism: Juglans regia (Persian walnut)
Lineage: Eukaryota; Viridiplantae; Streptophyta; Magnoliopsida; Fagales; Juglandaceae
Exons: 1
Coding region: 1-1728 (575 amino acids)
Biological process (GO): proteolysis
Molecular function (GO): aspartic-type endopeptidase activity
Source: RefSeq, a predicted model, not a curated record